Molecule: messenger RNA, 2562 nt
Organism: Microthlaspi erraticum
Lineage: Eukaryota; Viridiplantae; Streptophyta; Magnoliopsida; Brassicales; Brassicaceae
Source: the annotation of a GenBank genome assembly
AUGGGUUGUACAAGUUCCAAGCUUGACGAUCUUCCGGCGGUUGCUCUCUGCCGUGAACGCUGCGGUUUCCUUGAAGCCGCGAUUCAGCAACGUUACCUUUUAGCCGAAUCACACGUGGCCUACACUCACUCGCUUAGAGGAAUCGGUCACUCACUCCACCUCUUUAUCAACCACCACCACCGCUUCGUCGCUUCCGGCGGCGCCAACGCCGGUGGUGACUCUCCCAGGCUCAACCUUCCACCUCACAGAAAAGGUGACCCCGAAGGAGACGACGACGGCGACGGAGGGAAGAAUUCGCCGAAAAAAGCAAAACUACCUCCUUCUCACGCCCACUCGGGUUCGGGUUCGGGUUCUGAUUCGGGUCAUCUCGAUUUCGAUUCGGAUGAUUCCGAUGAUGAUGAAGACGAAGAAGGAGACCAUUUGGAUAUGGAUUCGGAUUCGCUGCAUCACCACUCUCCAAAACACCACCACCACCUCGGCAAUUUCCCGAUACACGAAGCCGGGCCUUACAUGGAACAACCGGGUUAUACCCGGUACCCGAAUCCGGAAAUGAUGGGUCAAUUUCCUCCUCCUUCGUACGGUGGAAGUUAUAUGCACAUGAAUUACAUGAAGAACAAAUCGACGCCUCCUUCAGUCAUCUACGAGCAAAGACCAAUUAGCCCUCAAAGAGUCUACGUCGGCGAAUCAUCUUCUUCAUCUUCUUACAAUCCUUAUCCUCCUCCCAAUUCGUAUUUCGGAUACUCAAAUCCCGGACCCGGACCCGGACCCGGAUACUACGGUUCUUCAACUUCUUCUGCGCCGGCGGCUUCUAAACAGCCUCCGCCUCCGCCGUCGCCGCCUAGGUCCAACGGCUGGGAUUUUCUUAAUCCGUUCGACACUUAUUACCCUCCGUACACUCCGAGCCGAGAUUCGAGAGAGUUGAGAGAGGAAGAAGGUAUCCCGGAGCUGGAAGACGACGAUUCACAGUACGAGGUUGUUAAGGAAGUUCACGGGAAACCGAAAUUCGCCGCCGGCGGCGGUGGCGGUAAUCAUCAGCCGAAACCCGCCGCCGUGUACAGGGAAGAGCCUCCGUCUCCUCCUUCUCCAGCUGAUAAAUCCGGCGCCAGCACCAGCGGCGGUGGAGAUGCAGAGGCGUCCAUGUAUCAGACUAGGCCAAGCGUGUCGGUGGAGAAGGAAGGGAUGAAGUACGAUGUCCACGUCGUUGAGAAGAAGGUCGUGGAAGACGAGGAAAGACAGAGCAAUGCCACGUCGACACGUGGCGCCGGAGGAGGAGGAGGGGCACGUGCGGUGCCUGAGGUAGCGAAAGAGAUUGAGAAUCAAUUCGUGAAAGCUGCAGAGUCGGGAAGUGAGAUCGCCAAGCUACUUGAAGUCGGGAAGCAACCUUAUGGUCGUAAACAUGCUUCUUCGAAAUUGUUACACGGUGUUACUCCAUCGCUACCAUCUACAUCUUCUUCUGCUGCUACUGCUGCUGCUCAGCCAACGUAUGCAGACAUUGAAGAAGAGCUUGCGUCAAGGUCGAGGAAUCUAUCUUCGACAUUGCACAAGCUUCAUCUAUGGGAGAAGAAGCUUUACCACGAAGUGAAGGCUGAGGAGAAAUUGCGGAUAGCGCACGAGAAAAAGCUAAGGAAGCUAAAGCGUUUGGAUGAGAGAGGCGCUGAAGCUACUAAAGUAGAUACGACAAGGAGAUUAGUGAGAGACAUGUCCACGAAGAUACGGAUUGCGAUUCAGGUUGUCGACAAAAUAUCCGUGACGAUUAAUAAAAUCAGAGACGAAGACCUUUGGCCGCAAUUGAACGCAUUGAUUCAAGGGCUUACAAGAAUGUGGAAAGCGAUGCUCGAGUGUCAUCAAAGCCAGUGUCAAGCUAUUAGGGAAGCUCGAGGGUUAGGACCGAUAAGGGCAAGCAAGAAACUCGGCGAUGAACAUCUAGAGGCAACGAGUUUGCUUGGACACGAGCUUAUAAACUGGAUCUUGGGGUUCUCGAGCUGGGUUAGCGCGCAGAAAGGUUACGUGAGAGAGUUGAAUAAAUGGCUCAUGAAGUGUCUUCUCUACGAGCCUGAGGAAACAGCUGAUGGGAUCGCUCCUUUUUCACCUGGUCGGAUCGGAGCUCCACCGAUCUUUGUGAUCUGUAACCAAUGGUCUCAAGCUUUGGACAGGAUUUCAGAGAAGGAAGUCAUUGAGGCGAUGCGUAGCUUCACUACGAGCGUGCUUCAGCUCUGGGAGCAAGAUCGGUUGGAGACGACGAUGAUGGGGCACGGGGAUGAGAAGAGAGUUAGGAACAUGGAUAGGGAAGAACAGAGGAUACACAGAGAGAUUCAAGCACUGGAGAAGAAGAUGGUUCUUGUGGCACCUGGUGAUGGUGGUAAUAACAGUCUUUCGUUAUCUGGGAACGUUGUUUACCAGAGCGAUACAAGCAACGAUAGUUUACAAGGUAGUUUGCAGCGGAUUUUUGAAGCUAUGGAGAGAUUCACUGCUGAGUCUAUGAGAGCUUAUGAGGAUCUGUUACUGCGCGCUGAAGAAGAAACUGCUCCUAAAGAACUUGAGGAAGAAGAAGAUGAGGAAUAG